Vollenhovia emeryi is the source of this 6312-nucleotide messenger RNA. RefSeq lists its product as uncharacterized. Gene Ontology annotation, cellular component: cell periphery; cell septum. Gene Ontology annotation, molecular function: chitin synthase activity. The coding region runs from base 491 to 5197 and encodes 1568 amino acids. The transcript has 20 exons. Lineage: Eukaryota; Metazoa; Arthropoda; Insecta; Hymenoptera; Formicidae. The record is from RefSeq and is a predicted model, not a curated record.
CAAUACUGCCGGAAUCAGUUAGCGGAAUCGCGUGUUGUCGAUUCGUGAUGCGGAAAGAGUCCGUCGUGCGUUGAAAAUCCGAGGGUGCGACAUGGCCGGAUAACAGAUAGGAUCGGUGGGACUCUCGCGAGGAGAGCGUCGCGAGAAAAUCCCUCCUUCCUCAGUUUUCACUUCCUGCGUUCUCGCGAAUCCGAGACGAUCGCGUUGCGGACCAGCGAUGGAUCGCGGGAGCUGUCUCCGGUCGCAGAAAUAGAUUUCGUUACCGUUACCACGGCGUGACACGCAGGGAAGAAGAGAAAGUAAGCGCGUUAUGAGGCGGGAUACGCCACCGUCGAGAAUUUCAAGCGACUUGAACGCGCGCGGUGUGCGCGGAGUUGCGAAUGAGCUGCGAUUGCGAUAGCGAGAAGAAUUUAGAAAAUAACACUACGGAGUUUUGGCGGAAAAUUUACGAGAGAGUUUUCGAUCGCGAACCUCUCGAGAGAUUGCGAGAAUGUCGAAGAAUCAACAUCAGAAUGGCGUAAUACCAGGAGGUGGCAUUGUGACCGGCCCGGAUGAUUUUUCAGAUGGUGAAAGCACUCCACUGACUCAGGACUAUGCCGGAAGCCAACGCACGAUCGUCGAGACGAAAGGAUGGGACGUGUUUCGGAAUCCGCCAAUGAAGACUGACUCGUACUCGAGUUCCACGGCAAACCAGAAAUGCAUGGAGAGGAUGGUGCAGGUAAUCAAGGUCUUCGUUUACCUGUUUGUUUUCGUCAUAGUGUUGGGAAGCGGCGUGGUCGCCAAGGGUACGAUUCUCUUCAUGACGUCGCAGCUCCGGCAAGACAGAAAAAUACUCUACUGCAACAGACAAUUGGACCGCGAGAACCAAUAUAUAGUGACAUUGCCCGAAGAAGAGAGGAUCGCAUGGAUAUGGUGCAUAAUAAUCGCAUUCGCGGUGCCAGAGUUCGGCACACUAGUGCGCAGUAUUCGCAUGUGCAUCUUCAAGUCAUGGAAGAAACCACAAUCGGCGCACUUUCUCGUGGUUUCCAUCAUGGAAACGUUUCACGUGGUGGGCUUGGCCUUGAUGUUCCUGGCGGUGCUACCGGAACUCGACGUCGUCAAGGGGGCGAUGUUGACCAAUUGCGUAUGCUUCGUUCCUGGGUUGCUGGGCCUACUUUCCCGUAACAAAAGUAAAGACGAGUCCAAACGAUUCGUCCUCGUUCUCGUCGAUCUCGCUGCCCUAGCCGCCCAGGCGACCAGCUUUAUCCUUUGGCCCUUCCUGGACAGCUCGAGACGAUCCUUAUGGCUGAUUCCCGUCGCGCUACUUCUCGUCUCCUGCGGCUGGUGGGAAAAUUAUGUCUCCACGCAGAGUCGAAUUGGUUUAAUCAGAUCACUCGGCAGAGUGAAGAAAGAGAUGCGACUGACACGUUACUUCACCUAUAUGUUGGUGUCUGUCUGGAAGAUUGUGGCGUUCUUCGUCAGCUCGGUAUUGAUACUACAUCUCAAAGGUGACAAUGUCGGGCACCUUUUUACCAUGUUCAGUAGCGCCUUCGGCGAUCACAGGAUCACAGUCACGUCCAUCAAGUCGAUAACUGGCGGCAGUUUGCCAGAUCUCUCGGAGAUUCUGACGGGCGAUAUCACCGAAGUCAUCAACGCCGACUUCAACACGCCCAUCUAUGUUCUCCUGCUGCAGAUCGCCGGCGCUUACUUCGCCUACGUGUUUGGCAAAUUCGCGUGCAAGAUCCUGAUUCAAGGCUUUAGUUACGCAUUCCCGGUGAAUCUCACGAUACCGGUGUCGAUCUCGCUGCUGAUCGCUGCGUGCGGCCUUCGCAACAACGAUCCCUGCUUCUUCCACGGCACCAUACCAGAUUAUCUGUUUUACGAGUCGCCGCUGCCAAACUUCCUCAACGACUUUGUGUCGAAGCAGUAUGCCUGGGUGUGGCUGCUAUGGCUGUUGUCACAGACCUGGAUCACCCUACACAUCUGGACGCCUAAAUGUGAGCGUCUCGCGUCCACGGAGAAGCUCUUCGUCGUGCCAAUGUACGAUUCUCUGCUGAUCGACCAGUCGAUGGGCCUUAAUCGGAGAAGGGACGAUCAGCCGGAAGUCAAGGUUGAAGAUCUGGCAGAAAUAGAGAAGGAGAAGGGUGACGGCGAUUACGAGACCAUCUACGAGCAGACGGAUGGAUCAACUACACCUCCGUCCGCGGUGAAGAACAGCGAUCACGUAACCAGGAUUUAUGCUUGCGCUACCAUGUGGCACGAGAAUAAGGAGGAAAUGAUGGAGUUCCUGAAGAGUAUCCUGCGGCUGGACGAGGACCAGUGCGCGCGGCGCGUUGCCCAGAAAUACCUCAAGGUUGUCGAUCCCGACUACUACGAAUUCGAAACUCACAUAUUCUUCGACGACGCCUUCGAAUUGUCCGACCACGACGAGAACGAGUCGCAGGUGAACAGAUUCGUAAAGUUACUGGUCGGCACGGUGGACGAGGCCGCGUCGGAUGUGCACAAAACGAGGAUGCACGUAAGAGCGCCUAAAAAGUAUCCAACUCCGUAUGGUGGACGAUUGGUUUGGACACUUCCCGGAAAAACGAAGAUGAUCGCCCAUCUGAAGGACAAGAGCAAGAUCCGACACAGGAAGCGGUGGAGUCAGGUAAUGUACAUGUACUACCUUUUGGGCCAUCGUCUUAUGGAGCUCCCGAUCAGCGUCGAUCGCAAGGAGGUCAUCGCCGAGAAUACCUUUCUGUUGACACUCGAUGGCGAUAUUGAUUUUCAACCGGCGGCAGUGAAGCUUCUCGUGGAUCUGAUGAAGAAGAAUAAGAACCUGGGCGCCGCUUGCGGUCGUAUUCAUCCAGUUGGUUCCGGACCUAUGGUGUGGUAUCAGAUGUUCGAAUAUGCGAUCGGUCAUUGGUUGCAAAAAGCCACCGAGCACAUGAUCGGCUGCGUGCUCUGCAGUCCCGGAUGUUUCUCGCUAUUCCGUGGUAAGGCACUGAUGGAUGACAACGUAAUGAAAAAGUACACGACCAAGUCCGACGAAGCAAGACACUACGUGCAAUACGAUCAGGGAGAAGACCGCUGGCUGUGCACGUUACUAUUGCAACGAGGAUACAGGGUGGAAUAUUCCGCAGCGAGCGACGCUUAUACCCAUGCACCGGAAGGAUUUAACGAGUUUUACAAUCAACGACGGCGUUGGGUACCCUCCACCAUUGCGAAUAUCAUGGAUCUGCUGAUGGACGCGAAACGCACGAUCAAAAUUAAUGACAAUAUCUCGCUACCUUACAUUUCGUAUCAAAUCCUACUGAUGGGUGGUACGAUUCUGGGACCCGGUACGAUCUUUCUCAUGUUGGUGGGUGCCUUCGUAGCGGCCUUCAAAAUCGACAACUGGACCAGCUUCUACUAUAAUAUUAUUCCCAUUUUGCUAUUUAUGAUCGUCUGCUUCACAUGCAAGUCGAACGUACAGCUUUUAUGCGCCCAGAUCCUGUCAACAGGGUAUGCGAUGAUCAUGAUGGCGGUGAUCGUAGGUACUGCCCUACAGCUCGGCGAGGACGGUAUAGGCUCACCAUCGGCGAUCUUUUUGAUAUCAUUAUCAAGUUCAUUCUUCAUAGCAGCUUGCCUACAUCCGCAAGAAUUCUGGUGCAUCGUGCCUGGCAUCAUAUACUUGUUGUCCAUUCCGUCCAUGUACUUGCUCCUCAUAUUGUACUCCAUCAUCAAUCUUAACGUUGUGUCCUGGGGCACCAGGGAGGUUCAAACGAAAAAAACUAAGAAGGAACUCGAACAAGAAAAACGGGAGGCGGAGGAGGCGAAGCGCAAGGCCAAGCAGAAAUCUCUGCUAGGUUUCCUGCAGAACGGUGCGGGCACCAAUGACGACGAUCAGGGUUCCAUUGAGAUAUCGCUGGCCGGUUUGUUCAAGUGCUUGAUGUGCACCCAUGGCAAGCCUUCCGCCGAGAAGCAACAGCUCGUGGCGAUCGCCGAGUCGCUCGAGCAGCUUGGCAAGCGACUCGAGACCAUCGAGAGAGCGGUGGAUCCUCAUAGUCACGGACGAAGGAGAGCCUCUUCUGUGGGUUCGCGCACCGCCGAUCACCUGGGUGCCAUCGGCGAGGGUCCCGAGGACGAGGAUGGCAGCGAGACGGAGACGGUGACCAGUCAGAAUACCGAAGGCAAUCGCGACGGCAGUAACUUCCUCUCGCGACCAUAUUGGUUGAACGACGACGGCCUGAAGAAGGGCGAGGUGGACGUGUUAUCGUUGCAGGAGGAACAAUUCUGGAAGGAUCUGCUGGAGAAGUAUCUCUACCCGAUCGACGACGACAAGACGGAGAAGGCCCGCAUCGCCGCCGAUCUGAUCGAGCUACGCAACAAGAGCGUGUUCGCGUUUCUAAUGUUCAAUGCGUUGUUCGUUCUGAUCGUAUUCUUGCUACAGCUGAACAAGGAUCAGCUGCACGUUAUCUGGCCGCUCGGCGUCAAGACCAACAUCACCUACGUCGAGGAGACCUCGGAGGUGCACAUCACGAAGGAGUACUUGCAACUCGAGCCGAUUGGUCUCGUGUUCGUCUUCUUCUUCGCACUGAUAUUGGUCAUACAAUUCACCGCGAUGCUGUUCCACCGAUUCGGCACACUGGCCCACAUUCUAGCCAGCACCAGUUUAGACUGUUGCAAAAAGACGAAAGAUCUCUCCGAGGAAGCCCUGUUAUCGAAACAUGCGGUCGAUAUAGUGAGAGAUCUUCAGAGACUAGACGGGAUAGAAGGCGACUACGAAGAGGGGAGCGGUAGCGGGCCAGGUAGACGAAAAACAAUUAGAAACCUGGAAAAGAGUCGCAGGAAGACGCAGGCAAUCAACACGCUCGACGUGGCCUUCAGGCAACGUUUCUUCAGCAUGAACGAGGGCGCAGGCCUGUCGAGGAAUAUGUCGACGCGACGCGAGGCGUUUAAGGCGUUCGAGGGUAGACGCAACAGCAUAAUGGCGAUGCGCCGGAAGUCACAGAUGCAAACCCUGGGCGCGAACAACAUCUACGGUGUGGCUGGCAAUCCUCUUGGGAUCCAGGGCCGACCGUCCCGCAGUAGUCAGAUAUCCGUCAAGGACGUGUUCGAGGGACACCCAGCUGCGACGUCGGCAGCGGGGCACGUGAACGCCGGGUAUGAGGGCGACGACAGCCCCGGAAACAGCCUGCGGCUGCAGAAUCUCGGUGGCAAUCAGGUCACGUGGCGAGAGGCAAACUCCAACGUGUGACACGCGUCUCUCCCAGCUCUUGGUCGCGAUAGAUUAACCAACAAUUUAUUUAUCAAAGAGCUCAUUUUCGAAUCCUCCGAGUCGAAUCUCUAGAAAAUUGCACGAACAAGAUCUCAUCGCGCCUUUUGCAAUUUCUUCUCAAUUCCCCUCUUUUCUCCAACACGAAUCCCGAGACAAAUUAGGGCUGCUUGGAGAUUACGUGAAUCACUGACGCUUCUCGGCGAGCGCGGUGAAAAGUACAAAUCUUCUCUUAAAUGUGAAUUUAAGACUGUUCGGAAAUGAGUUCUUCAAAUUAACAAUUGAUUGAGAAAAUCUGUGCGGUUUUUAAUACACGUUACAACGUUUUAAUUUAUCAACGACGCUCAGUUAACUUAUAUAUUUGCCACGAAACAAAUACAAAAGAGAAAGAACCGCACGAAUUUAGCUAACGACGCACGAUUGCAUUUUCUUUCACGUUUUUUUUUGCAUAUAUUUCAUACACUUUUCUCCUACUUUUAACAUUCCGCUCGUCAUUAUUAUCGUAUUUUUUAUUGUUCGAGAUCCAUAAAGAAAUACAUCCCGUACGUAUUGUAACGAUUAAAAUAGAUAUGUUACCUAUUCUUCUUUUAACUGCACUUUCGAUAACAUAUACUUUUCUGCAUUUUUCUUUCUUUUUCCAAUCUUGAUAUAAUAUAUAGAUUUAAAUAUCCAGUCUUUCAAACAUGUAAGUUUAAAAGAUGUUUUUACGACGUCUUUUGGAUAUGUGUACACAUCUGUCUGGGUACAUCUUUUUAUACAUUUUAAAUGCAGAAAAUGUUAUGUAACGCAGUUGAAAGAAGCGGACCUAAUUUUCGUAUUGCCACCGGUAACAAAUCGACGGUGACCGCGAUGAUUACGCUUACUCGCUCCGUUCUUUUUGCAUAUGUGAUAAGGCCGAUAUUUUAAGUAGAAACUUGCGUCUAAGCGCGUGAAUGCGUAUGUAUGUAUGUAUGUAUGCAUGCGAAUUGCAUGUGCCUAUUUGAGGAUUGUAUGUGUAUAAUAUAAGGGUAAUGAUAGUAAAGAAACAGUAAUAAUAGUGUAACUUUGCUCCAGAUGUUGAAAGAUUUUGAAUAAACUUCAUUCAAAUAAAAUUCAAA